AAACUUGCGCUUUUUCUGCAUAAAACUAAUAUUAUGAACCGCGUUUGGUCGAACAAGAAGAUAAUUAAAUUCAUUAAUGAAGUUCAUGUUAGACCUGAAUUAUGGAAUGUCUCAGUUGCCGCGUACAGAGAUCGCAAGGCAAAGUUUAAUGCUUGGAGCGCUGUUGCUGCACAAUUUAAUAUAACUCCUGACGUGGCCUACAAAAAGUUCAGAAAUCUAAGGACCUACGCGAAAACUGAGCACAAAAAAAAAGGUGGCAAGCCUAUAUCCUGGUUCGCUUACGACGCUAUUUCAUUCAUUCUAUCAGGGGAUGGUUCUGACAGAGGAAUAGACAGCGAAGCGAAUCCUAAGACGAUAACAGAUAGACCUGAAAGGGACGAUGGUGACAGUAUUGUAUCGGAAGAAUCAUCAGAUACCUCUGUGGAACCAGAGCCAAAAGUGCCACUUAAGAAACCAAUCAGAUCACAAAUACCAGAGCCAAUUGAAAGAGUUCACAUAAACGACAGCGUUGGCAGGAAUCCUUACUCCAGCUUUGGAGAAUAUGUAGCCAAUAAACUUAGCACGUACGACAGUUAUACUCGUGCUCAGACCGAGUUCAAAAUAAGCAAGAUACUUUUCGAUGCGGACAUGGGUAUGUUUAGGCAAACGGAGAGGCAGUUCCCGGCUCAGUUUCCAUCGAUUUAUCCUAAUUACUCAGAACAACAGGAAAUGACGGGUGGUAGUGAUCUUAAAAGUCAGUGCACUUUUCUACAACCGCAGGAUUCUUUACAAGGACCUUCGAACAAUCGACCUUAGGCUACUUUUUCGUCUCUUAAAUAAAAAAAACAUUUUCAUCACACGUGCUCGUAACGUGGACCUUAUUACAUCGAUGUAAGGCUUGAAUCUAAGACACACGUGUUUUACGUGUGAUGAUGUAAGUUUAGUUUGUACGGUUGUACCUCACUGUGAGUUAUUACUUAUUAUAUAUGAAGAUAGAUUUUUUUUAAUUUAGCUGG
Pararge aegeria (speckled wood butterfly) is the source of this 995-nucleotide messenger RNA. RefSeq lists its product as uncharacterized. The transcript has 2 exons. The record is from RefSeq and is a predicted model, not a curated record. NCBI's taxonomy places the organism in Eukaryota, Metazoa, Arthropoda, Insecta, Lepidoptera, Nymphalidae. The annotation marks the transcript as partial.